AUGACGACCGAAAUCGUGAGCCAGGUUGAGGCUGCUCUACCAGCAUCCAUUGCCACUGAAAAACCUACCGAACAUAUCGCCCUUCGGGCAGACUCUCCCAUCGAGCAAGAUAAGCCAGUAGACCGAGAUACGACUGUCGAGCAAGCAAAAUCUGUGCAGCCAAAACAGCUAGUCGAGGAGACCGAGCCAGGUGUCAAAGAAAAACCCAAAGUCCGCCGCGUCAUUGAUGAAGAGGGCGGCACUACUACUGCGACUUACCCACACUAUUUGCCAGUGUGGGACCACGGUGAAAGAUACCCGCCUUGGGAGCCGUUCAACCAUACUGAGCAUGGCAAAGACGCUGACCCCAGCUUCAAGGACCUCCUUGUUGAAGGGUCAAAGCUCCAACAUUUGACUCCCUCAACUGGGUCCGAAGUGACCGGUGUACAGUUGAGUAAGCUUAGCAACGCUGGUAAAGACCAACUUGCGCUUCUCGUCGCUCAGCGAAAGGUCGUAGCAUUUAGAGACCAGGACCUCGCAGAUCUUCCCAUUCAGCAGGCUUUGGACUUUGGUGCAUACUUCGGAAGGCACCACAUCCAUCCUACCAGCGGUGCGCCCGAGGGUUACCCAGAGAUCCACCUUGUAUAUCGCAAUGGCGGCAAUGGCGAGUUCGAAAGCUUCCUCGCAAACCGAAACAGCAGUGUCGCAUGGCACUCAGAUGUAACGUAUGAGGAACAGCCUCCGGGAACAACAUUUCUUAUCAUCCUCGAUACGCCGGAGGUCGGUGGUGACACUGCUUUCGUCAAUCAUGUCGAAGCAUACAAUCGCCUUUCACCAGCCCUCAAAGAGCGCCUCCAUGGGCUUACGGCGUUACACUCUGGUUUCGAACAGGCUGAGUUCAGCAGGAGUCGUGGUGGUGUUGUUCGACGGGAGCCUGUCAAACACUCUCAUCCCCUCGUAAGGACACAUCCUGCCACUGGAGAGAAAGCACUGUUUGUGAACGGUGGAUUUACUCGCUCUAUUGAUGGGCUGAAGAAGGAAGAAAGCGAGUACCUGCUCAAGUUCCUUGUAGACCACAUCGGUCGCGGUAUAGAUUACCAGGCACGCGUGCGCUGGGCACCGAAGACCGUGGUAGUAUGGGAUAAUAGGGUCACUUCACACUCUGCGAUUGUCGACUGGGUAACAGGGGAGCGUCGUCAUCUUGCAAGAAUAACCCCCCAGGCGGAACGACCAUACGAAACUCCGUAUGUGGCGGAAGCUAAAUAA
Paraphaeosphaeria sporulosa is the source of this 1245-nucleotide messenger RNA. Its product is annotated as TauD-domain-containing protein. The coding region runs from base 1 to 1245 and encodes 414 amino acids. The transcript is spliced from 4 exons. The record is from RefSeq and is a predicted model, not a curated record. Gene Ontology annotation, cellular component: cytoplasm. Lineage: Eukaryota; Fungi; Ascomycota; Dothideomycetes; Pleosporales; Didymosphaeriaceae. Gene Ontology annotation, molecular function: 2-oxoglutarate-dependent dioxygenase activity.